Messenger RNA from Bacillus rossius redtenbacheri, 4209 nucleotides. RefSeq lists its product as uncharacterized. The transcript has 5 exons. The record is from RefSeq and is a predicted model, not a curated record. The coding region runs from base 232 to 3558 and encodes 1108 amino acids. NCBI's taxonomy places the organism in Eukaryota, Metazoa, Arthropoda, Insecta, Phasmatodea, Bacillidae.
UCAAAUUUUAAAAUGUUCGUGGGUUGUUGGUGAUACUUGGUGGUGAUUAUCUUUCAUUCUCUAUAUGUAUUUUAUGAAUGCGUACGUUAUUUAUUGUUACCCGACUACAGAGAAGUGAAUAACUUUGUUAUUAACACGUCUACUAGUAUGUACCUAUUUUAAUUUUAAUCAACCCAUUCUAAUUUACAGCCUUCUAUAUAAUUGAAAAGUUUGAUAUAAAACAAUGUUAUAAUGAUGAACUACGGCGGACUAAUAAAUGCUUUGCUGGAUCCACCUAUUUGUAAAAUAAUAAAGAAGAAGUGCCCCAAAGAAUCCAUUUCUCAACCUCAUAAUUAUAUUCAUGAAGAAGACACUGCAGAGCCUACAGAACCAGAAUCAGAGCACUUGGUGCCAGAUUACCUGAAACUUACAAAAAAUAACCCUUAUCGAAAACUACCUGCUUAUGAAAGUUCUGCACAUGUGUCAAAUGAAAGGGAUCAUUUUGACUUGCAAAAUGAUGAAUCAUUUUUGAUGCCAGCUGACUUUAAAGAUGAAGUCGUGGCAGACAAAAAUGAUGAAGUCUGUUUAGCCUGCAAUGGAGAAUUUGUGUUUGGAAGUGAAGAAGUUAUACUCUCUCAAAUUCAUAGUGAAGGAGGAAAUGAAAUCUUCCAUGGAGAAUUAAAAAUAAUGCAUGCAUCAGCCAAGACAGAAAUGCAUGUGUGCAAAGAAAAAAUUGAAGUAUCAACUUACAAUAACCAACUGGAGGAAAGUAGGAUAUCAGAAAACAACCUGCACAAAAUUCUUACACCUGAAAAUUUGGAAUUGUCUUCACAAAUACCCUGCAUUCAAGACAUUCAUGAGAUAACUUGCCAGUUGUUGGAAGAGAUUAUUUCAGUCGUGUUGCAGGAACAACCUAAUGUAGGUUUGUUGCAAAAAAGUUUAAAUAUUGGUGAAAGCCGCAUAAAUAAUAUCAGUGCAGUAAAAUUAAUAUCAACUCACAAAAAUUCAAGCUAUUGUGCUGUUAAAGAAAGUCACAACCUAACAGAUGAAGAAAAUGAAUUCUUUACUAACAAUUCUCAAGGUAAAGAUGUUUCGCCCAAGAAUAAUAGUUUUGUAUGCUGCCCGAGAAAUGUUGGUAACUAUUCUAAUCUGCCAGAAGAGACUGUUCCUGCCAAAACAAAAGAAGAAAGUUCUCUACAAACAAGUUUGAAUGAAAACCCUCCAUUAAAAUCUGAUGGUACUAAUAGUUUUCAAACUGUUGACUUGACAACUGAACCAUUAAGUAUAGAUAUCACUCCUGAAAUAAUAAGACUCUUAAAUGACCUUGUUAAUAAUGUUCCCACAACACCACCUGAAAUGUAUCAUAGCACAAGUACAUUAAUUUCUGAUAAUUUUUCUUCUCAUGCAGUGGAAGAGAUAAAACAUAGUGAUAAAAAUUUUACAAGCACUGGUGUGAUAUCUGACUUUGCGGCUGAAAUAAACACUCCAAAACACUGUCGGGAAGAAAAUGAGUUAUGUAUGUUACCUACAAACAAACGCCCAAAAAUACAUGUUUUUAGCAGUUUGGGUGAUCCAAACAAGGACUCUAUCAAUUUUGCAUCAAACUUCAACAACUCUGAAGAGACCAAACACCAGUUGCUUUCUUCAGCUGUUUACAGUGACAUAGCAGUAAACCUUUCUUCAGAGUCUGAACACAUGGAAAACAGUGCAAGUAAUAAUUGCGUAACAUUAACUGAUAAAGCACUACAUUUUGAUGAUCAGAAACCUUCUACUCCUAUAACUCAGGAAAAAAUAAAUGAAAUACAAUCACAAGAAUUACAAACAAAUAUGUGUGAAGUAUGUACAGCAAGAAGUAACAGUUUCAGUAACUACGGCAACAAAUGUACAUCAGAGAAAGAAAAUUUGCUUUGUCAAACAAGUGAUCUAAAUUUGUAUAACUCUUCAGCAAACAAUUUGGAAAGUUAUACAUCAGAUUGCUUAGGCACAAAAUUUUCCAUUUCACAGCCAUCAGUGCUAAAUGUGGAUGACCUUAAUGCCUAUUUCAUUGAAGCUAACAGACUCAGUGAAGAGUGUAUGGAUAUUGUUGAAAAGGGUACUACCGGUACUAAUGAUAUAAAGUGUUUGGAUUCUGUAGGUAGAGUUUGCACCAAUUUUCUUGCCACAGAGGAAUUUAAUGAAAUGAAUAACCAGACAGCAACAGAACUUAUACUAAAGGACAUCAAAAUGAGCAGCAUAAAACUAAGUUCUCCUAAGGAAACACUCCAAAAAAAUAUUGUAUUAAGCAGUGUUGCUCUUAUGGUUACUGAUGAUUGUGUGUCUCUUAAAUCAUCAAAAGACAGUUCUCUGUUAUCAUCUCCAUCAGUGAUGGAAAAACCACAUGGAGGAAGUUCCAUUAUUUCCUUUUUAUAUCCAUCACCUGAAAUUGUUUCAAGUCCUUCCAUUCCUAGCAGUACUGAGGAAAAUGUAAGGAAAAAAGAAAAACUCACAAUACAUACACUGGUGAACUAUUCUUUAACCUCAAGCUUAUGUUGCAGUGAUAUAGAUAGUGAUGAUUGUUAUGAUUAUGAUGGUGAUUUAUCAGAUUAUUCUGUAGAUGGAACAUGCUUUGUGGGAAGUAUUAACUCCAGCCAAGACUCCCUUGAUGUAUAUAUUGACAAAGCAGUAAAUAAAUAUAGUGAAAGGUUUCAAAAGUGCAGUAAAAUUGCUGAUGAACAAAUUCUUUUGAAAUCACACCAGUGUCAUGAUUCGCUUGUACAAACAAUCGAAAACUGUAAAAGAAGCAUGCAGCCGGGGUCUCCUGAUGCUUCGUCAGCAAAAAGAGCAAAGCUCCAAAUUGAGAACAUAAAACACAAUGUAAUGUCUUCAAGCAUUAAAGAAACAGAUAUAAAUUAUUAUGUUAGAGAUGAAUUUAGUAUCCAUGAAUUGCAGAAAUGUAAGCAGAAUGCAGCUGAUUCGGUUGAAAAAGAAGUUCCAAAUCUUGCGAUUGGUUUUUCUUGUAGAGAACCUCAAAACAAGAAAGCAAAAUUUGAAUGUGAAAAAAAUUAUAGCAAUGGUGUUUCAGAAAAUUUGAUUCAUCAAAAACCAGAGGCUUGUAGGGACUGUUCUAUAUAUCAUAAAUGUGAGAAAAUGACAGAAUGUCAUAAAACAGUUCUUGAUUGUGAUGAAAAUAUCAUCAGCAAGAUGUUAGACUCAAAAAACAUGCAAGAAAAUGUCACUGUAUGUCUUGAAGAUUUCAAUGUGUGUGAAGCAAAUGCAAAAAAUGACAAUCUCAAGAAAAUUAAGUUCUACCUUUUAAAUGGUCAAGAAGAUAUAACAGCACGUCUAGAUUCCAUGCAGAUAUGUAGCACAGAUUUAGAAACUGUGCAUCCAGAUAUUGCAGCUGCAAAAACCUCUUUGUUGCAUGAAACAUCCACGGCCUCAGCACAAAUUGGUGCAUUCAACUGGAAAUCUGAAACCAACAUGAAACCUAAAUUAACUGAACUCAGCCAAAGUCACGUAAGUACUGUCACUACUAAGCCAUCAAUAAGAGUGGGCAUGUCUAAACGUGCUAAGGUUAUCCCACUUCACAGCAGAAUAUGAGUUUUAAAUGUGUACUUCUUUCCCAACACAUGCUCAUUUUUGUGAGAGUUUUAAGUUUUAGUUACAUUUUCACUGCCUUAACACAUAGAACACAAUCAUAUGAAUAAAACAGAGGAAUAACAUGUUACAUAUAAUUAAUACUUAAUGCUGGAAUUGGCACUAAUAAUUUCUGAGUUCAUAAUAAUUAUUAAGGAUGAGUGUAUAAUAUAAAUUUUUAGUAUACUGAUAUGAGGAAAGUAAAUUCUGACAUUGAAUGAACAAAAGAUAUGACCAGUAAGUAAUUAAAUUCAUAAAUUGAAGUCUUAUCAUUAGUAUACUCAUUAUUCAUUAGCAUGCACACACAUUGACUAAGUUUGUGAAUUUCAGGAAAAUUAAACUGUAGUGAAUGGAUUGUAACAAUUGUGAAAGAGCCUGUGUGUUCGUAGACAAAAAUUUUAAUUAUCUAGCAUACCAUUUCUUUAAAAGAACUCUAAAAAUAUGAGGUGUGUUUUUGAACCAAGCAAUGUUAAGAAAAUUUUUAGGUAGGAUACUUGACAAUCCAAGUUUUUUAAAGUGAUGCCACUGAAGACAGUCAUUUUUUUUCUUCUUCUAAAACAAUCUAGAUAAAAUUCCCAGCUUCUAAAAGAUAAUAAACUAACAAUUUGAAUCUCC